Messenger RNA from Pocillopora meandrina, 13139 nucleotides. The record is from the annotation of a GenBank genome assembly. Lineage: Eukaryota; Metazoa; Cnidaria; Anthozoa; Scleractinia; Pocilloporidae.
AUGCCGACGGCUGGUGAAGCGAGACUGAAAUCGCAAUCAUCAAAAAAGACAGCGAAAGAUGCGUAAGUACAGUGCGAAAGUAAAUUAAACGUUGGCAGGUUUUGAUCUCAGGAAAUAUUAUGUGCUGGUCGUUGUUCUCAGAGCCCAAUGAAACUACUUUUAUGGGAACCACUCUUAGCCUGGCUCUAUUCAUGAAUGGUAAAGGCAAUUUUUUGGGAGAAACAAGUCAAAGGUUGCCGACGAUCGACAUCUUUCACGCUCACUUGUUUCAUGUUUUGUUUAUUUAUUGAGCGAGGAUAAUUUCAAAUGUCUGUGAAAUCCAAUAUAUGAAAAUCAUAUAUGAACAGCGGUUAAAGACGUGAAUAUGAAAGCGAUCUUCGCAGUAAUGAACACUUCUAAGUACAGGCUUGAAUUUUUUUUCAGGCCUUAUUAUCACUACUGCUCAAGUAAUGUUCAUUACUGCGACGAUCGCUUUCAUUUACAGGAUAAUUUCAGUUGAACAGAUUUCGAUUAACAUAAAGGCCUAGACUAGAUUACAUGUGUCUCAUCAGUCUAAUCAGUUUGUUAAAUGCAACACUUCGAUGUCGAAAACACGAAACAAACAGCUGUUUAACAACAUGCGUUGUGAAAUCACCGACUGAAAACAUCUGAUAAAAUAUGAGGUCAUAUGCUUUGAUUGUACAGCCAUGUAAAUUAUCGUAUUUAAUGUUACCAUGUUUUCAUCUAUCAGAGCUUCCCAUAAAGGAAAUACCAAGGCAGUCAAGCCCAGAUCUACUAAUACUGGGGAAGGUUUGUGUUUUCAAAAUUUUUCGUGAUCGUACAUUACUUCUAAAAAAAAAAAACAAACAACAACAACUGUCGCAGCAACAUUCACAACGAAAGUUUUUAGGGGGGUAAACAUUAUGGUAAUCAGUUGCUAAAAUUGGAUUACAAACAAUUUUCUCUUAGCAUUAAAGAGCAAGAAGACCACAUCAAAACCAACUUCAGGGAAAAGGUAAAUAACAUUUACAUCAUAUCUCAAGUGAAAGAUUAUUUGGGAUUGUCCAGUCAUUUACUGUAUGGAAAGUCAGACUGAAUAAAAGGGGGAUAGUAAAAAUAUGUUUAAAGCUUUAUUAUGUACAAAUGAAAGUCAUCAUAGUGGAAACGUUUCAUGUGUAGUAUUGCUUUUUUAGUUCAAUUCCAGUCCCUGUGAAGAGAGGAGUGAAAGGAAAAGAAAAUGCAGAUCCAGUAAGAUAAUCAUGUACCAUUUAACAAUUAUAUAAUAAGCUCAGUUAUGCAAGCAUUCUGAUUGGUUCUUACUUAUGAUCUAUUGGAGGACAGACGUAUAGAUGAUGUCAUCAUUAAAACUUUUUUUAAUUCUUUAUUAUAUAAAACAAAUAGAUUCCAAGUUGCUGUGUGUCUGUUCAGUAAUAGAUCACAGAGGACGUCAAAAUGUGGUAAGAACAUCAGUGACACACUUGGCUGCACCUUGUGUGCCACUUUUUUGUUCUUACCACAUUUUGACGUCAUCUGUUAUCUAUUACUGAACAGACACACAGCAACUUGGAAUCUAUUUGUUAAAUAGAUUCCACAUAACCAUGUGACUGCUCAGUAAUCAAUCACAGAUGAUGUCAGAAUUGUGGUGAGAAUGGAAAAAAGCACACAAGAUGCAGCCAAGUGUGACACUGAUUUUCAUACAGCAUUUUGACAUCAUCUGUGAUAUGAUCUUGUACAGACCCACGGCAACAUGUAAUCUAUUUGUUUUAUAUGAUUAAUUAAAAAACAAACCGUUGUCAAUGAUGGUGUUAUCUAUGCAUCUGUCCUCCAAUAGAUCAUAAGUAAGAACCAGAACCUUUAUCAAGGUUUGUGCAAAUCAUGGAGAACAUGGAAAUUUUCUUGGAAGGAAAUUUGUUGUUGAUUAUGAAAUUUUAAAGUCACUGUGUUUUUAUUGUUAUUAUUAUCAUAUUAUUAUUAUAAUUAUUUUCAUUAUUAUCAUUAAUAGUAGUAACACAGUGAGUAAAAAAUCACAAUUAAGCUCAAAACUUGAUUCUGAUUGAUUGAUUGAUUGAUUCUGUAAAGGCCAUCAAGAAAUCCACAAAAGUUAAAAAAGCUCCAGACUUCAGUAAACUUCAUCAAAAAUGGGAAAACCAGUUUUCCAAGGUAAGCUGUGAUAUUUAAUUUUGCAAUACUAAUUUUUUGCAAUACUGCUACAUAAACAUGUUCAAACACAGGAGCCAAGACCUAUUGUGCAUCAGAUAUAUUGUUUGUUUGGUUGACUUUGUAAGUUGGUCAAGACACACAUCAGUGCUAAAUCAAUUUUAUUGGUUAGCAAGCACUAAACUCUUGAGAGUGUUAUUUCUCAAGGGAAGAAGAGAGAGGAUGCUGAGAACAAGGUUGUCUGAAUUUUCAAAGUGCUUGAUCUGUUUUGGUGUUGUCCAUAAUUUUGAGUUUUCCUCUCUUGGAGUACAGAUGAUUAAACAUCUCUGGCCAUCAGUUAUUUUAGUAACAUGUACACAUACAUUCCUUCAAUAUUUUUUCUUUCUAUUUCAUUUUUCAGGGCAAGGCUGUUACAAAGAGGAAAAACACAAGGGUUAGUAUACUGAUUGACUAGUUGUAUAUUGCAUAGUGUUUAGACUGAAGUAAGAUUGAUCCUGCAAGCUGUAUCCUUUUACAUAUCACACUGUUCAUGCACCAAAAGAAUUUGCCAGCCAAGACAAUCUUGUAAUCUAUUGAUUUGAGCAGGAGUAAGAAACUGGAAAUGAUUUUUAUUUUACAUGUAUUCUUUUUGAAAUUGUGUACCUUUGUGCUUACUUGGUGUAUAUUUUAUUACCCAGUAUUAAUACCAAAUUACCAUAGGAAUAAGAUAGGUACACAUACAAUAUUUCCUUGAAUAAGUGCCCACACUCUGGUAAGUGUCCUCCCCUGAACAAGCACUUACCCCCUCCCCCCCUUAGGACAUAAUGUCAGAAAGGCAAUCCCCUCCCCUUCUCCCUCACCUUUCGUGAUAGUAGGGAUACAAGGAAAACAUGUUUCUAUUGCCAAUUUAUUUGUAACUGUUUAAGCUUCAACUACGGUGGAAUCAGUACAAGAGUACUGUAAAUGCCAGUAAGUGCCUUCCACCCUCUGAAAUUGCCUGGGCACUUAUUUGAGAAAAUAUGGUACAACGUGAUAGACAUGUAAAUGUACGUACCUGGAAAGAUAAAUUCCUUUUACUGAUGAAAGCAGGAUGAUUAUUGUUGGUUGGUAAGGCUGGAUUGUGAAAAAUAUUAUUUCCACUUGCUGUCCAUAGCAACAGUGAGACCUAUUUAUUAUAGGAGAAAACUGUUUUAUUUUACCAUACCAUAAUGAUUUUAUUUUCAGUUUAAACCCUUUGACCUUGCUAUAAGUGGCCAACAAACUCAAAAGUCAAAAAAACCAUAUGCUUAUAACAGUGAAGAUGAACAGGACGCAGUUGCAGAUAGUGACAUUGAUGACUUUGAGAUUGACACCACAGCUUUGAAAGAAAUCUUAACUAAUACAGGAAUUAAGGUAAAACGGGUUCAGGAUCAUUCUAUGUAGACUUGUCAUAAUUGUUAAGCAGUAAAUUUCAGGGAAAGCUAAUGGAAUGUGGUACAAACUCUUAGGGCAAAUACUUCUGUACGAAUGUCAUCCUUUUAAUUUAGCCAAUCCAUGUGGUUUCCUUUCUGCGAAGGAAGCUAUGUGGAUUGGCCAAUUUUUCCAAGUGCAGUUUUGUGCCCUUUUGAAUGGCAUCUUUUAGCCCUUCUUUCACAGCAUAGUGCGUUGCAAGAGUAAAAAAAAAAAACAGACCCUGCAACGUCUGUAUAGAUUAGCCCAGAAUCAUAUAACCUCUUGUAUGUAGAGCGUGAGACUAGCCAAUCAGAAUUUACUUCCUAAUAAGGAGUUGUUUAUCUUCAAUGAAGUUUACUGAAUGCGUAAUAAAUAUAGAAUAUUACACGGCCGUGCGGAGAUACGAAAGACGAAAUUUCUCUUUCUUCUGCUAGCAACAUUUAUAACUCUAGAAACGCAAAGCAAAUUGUAGUUUCGCUGCUCACAUUUUUCACCUUCUCGCUGUCUUGAAAGCACAUGAAUUGAAAUGUCAAAAUAUCCUUUCGUGUUGAUGAAAACUCAGAACACUGUCGAGGGCAACGGACUAAGUAGUCAUAGAGGGACUGGUCAUAGUCUUAACUUUUCUAGUGAUUGUAGAUCAAAUUGAAAUCUGCUAAUACUGAGUGACCCCGGGUGAGGAACUCUUUUGAAACUGCAGCACAUUCUUCAUGUCAGUUAUUCAAUGGUUAUUCCAUUAGGACGAGGAUCGCCGAAUUACUGGUCGAGCGACAAUUGCAGGAAUACCCUCAAGGUGACAAACUAUUUUUAUUCAAUUACUUUUUAUACAGUACUUACAGAUUACAGUUAUAUAUUAUAAAGAUACAACUUACUAGGCUAGCAUAACUUGCAUAGACGAGGGCCAACAUUUCCGAGUACAGUUCGAGCAAGCAAGGUUUGUAAAUAGUUUAUCAGCUAUAUAGCACUCAGAUCAAAGUUGUAUAUUUUGAAUUUGCCGGCUUUCGCGGACAAAAAUACACGGCUUAUGAAUGUUCCAUGGAAAUGGUCCGUGUAACAAAAUACCUACCAAGCAAGAACCAAUCUGAACGCUCGGUUUUAUCUUAAAACUACCUUGCCAUAUUAAAAAGUGCUUACUUUUUAGUGCCGAUAUAGAUUUCGUCUGUGGGUUAAUAUUUCAAUUCACACAUUGAUUACAAUAUGGUAAAUUUUUCAUCUCUUCCUGACAGCAAAUCAGGCCUAACAACUCAUUUAGCAGAAGAGACUGCCAAGAGAACUUCGAUUUAUUAUACGGGACCGACAACCCAGCAUGCUUUGGAAGCGUCAAGUCGUGUGUUCCGUACACCACGUGCUGCACUGACCAAUGCGUCCUCCCUGAAACAGCGUCAAGUUGACAAUGCACUCGCUACGUCCCAGGCUUCCUCAUGCGUAAAGAAACAGGUAGCCUGGGCAGACGAAGGUAAAUGAUUUUAGCAGUUUACCUUUGAAGAGAAUUUGGAGCAAGGAGUACUUUGAUCAUUGUAGCGCCUUUCCUCUGGAAGCCAACGUAAAUGAUAAUUGGCCCUUUUCAGGUUCUUGUUGCCACUGUUUGGAAAAAAUUCCUCGUGGAAAUGUACGACAAUGAACUCAAGCGAAAAGAGUUUCUUCAUAUUUUGCGCAGAACAAAGUUGGCCUCGUUUUGAAAUCGAGACAAGCCUAGUGGUAUCUCGGACAACUCUGAGUCUCCCAAGAUCUGAUUGGUUUACAUUAGAAUAAAAACAUCUAGCUGAUAAUUUAAGUUCGUCUGUUCUCAGCCACUUCUAAAUAGUAAGAUCAUUUUUCUUUCAAUGUCUUUCAUUUUUCUUUACGUUCCAGAAAACGAAGAAUUCGAAUUUCAACCUGAUAGCCAGGCCCUACAAAGUAUUCUGAGCAACACAGGGAUAACUUUUAACCAAUCUAGCGCCCAGCCCACCGGCCGAGUGACCUUAGCAGGCGGGCGGGUCACUCCAAUCCGCAGAGCACGACAGUCCUUUCGGGAGGUAGGUGUACUUGUUUAGUCAAUAGAACACUCAUUUUCAACAGAGUUGUUUCUUUGGAACCUUACGAAACCACGACAUUGGCAAGAAAGUCGAUACACGUAGAGUUUACUGUAAAAAAACAUUGACAGGGAACGUGAGAAUAUGAAUUUGUUGGGUCUCCUUUGCUUUUCUUACAAAACAAAAACGUUUAACAAUUCGAGGACUUUCGAGAACGUUUUGCAGAAAACAGUUCGGAUAUCGAUACAAAACCUUUAUAGAUCUAAAUCAUGGCUGGGAUCACUAGGCCAUAAAACUUUUUACAGUUCCUCGCUAUCUUCAUCAAAAGUUGUUAUCAUAAUACUUUCGUAUUUGUUUGGCCAGAGGUGCCACAUUGUGUUAUUUUAUUUCACUGAAAUUGAACUCGACGGUUACAUUUUCAACAAAGGAAAAUUCUAUCGCCUUAACGCGCGGUGUUGUUCGACCUCAGUUGUUGAAAAUGCAUUCCCCAUCUCUUUUUGAUAAUAGCGUGUAAACUUCUAUCACCAAACAAUGCUUAGUCAACCUUCCACGGGGGUUAAAACCCGUGUCUGGUCGGUACACAAAGGGAUAGGAAUUUUUGGAAAGCUAAUGCGGCGUAAACAGUGAUCGAUAGGAUCUGCGAGAGCCCUCCAAAUCCAAACCAUUACCCACCCACACUCCCCGUCUCCACCCAUCCUCUCCCCCAUUCCUUUAUAGGGUGGCCACGCAGGCUAACAGGGUGGCUGGGGAGGGGGCAAAUGCAUAUAAGGCCAGAUGAAUAAGGUUAGCUCCAAUGCGCGAAGAUCUUAAGACGACUCACUCCAGAUUUAUCAAUACAUAAGUUGACCACAAGUUAUAAGGGAGUCCCACGAGAGAAGCCUCCUGCUCUCUGGACUGGUGUUCGUCUGAGACUAUGUAGAACAAAAUUUGGACUGAUUAAUCUGCAAUCCGAUGUUUUUCCAUUUUUUUUUUUUUUGAUCCUUCGUCAGCCGGAACCUAAAAGGACGUCCAUAUAUUAUACGGGCCCCAGACUUACGCGGCCAAGCCCAAAAGCGCGGGGAAUGGGACGAACUUCUGUAUUUGGCGCAAGAACUGGCUCAAGACACGUGACUACUGGCUCAGCUGUAAGUUCACAGAAACUUACCAUUUACGAUCCAUUGGCGACAAUGGUUGGCAGGCAAGGACACCCAGAACUUGGUAAGUUUUAAAUUGUACGAAUUCCAUAAGAAUUGGCUAAUUGACGCUCUUUUGUCCAACAAGCAGUUAAUUGGCAGUCAAUUUUCGAUAGUUCUUCUUCAUACUCUGUUGGUGACGGCUGAUCUACCGUCCACUUCCCGUGAAAUCCAUGUGAUCCUUACCCUCCCCCACGUCAAAUAGUGACUGGUUCCUGAUAAAAAAAAAUAUCCUAUAUCGUCUCUUUCAUUUACACGCGAACACGUGCUACUAAAAGAUUUCAAGCUCCAUUUUUUUUGUUCUCGCCCACUAUCGCAUAAUUCGCCACAAGGGGAAAGUUAGAUAAGUGUUAGUGUUCUAUCCCAUCAGAAUUGAUGAAAAUCUUUUGAAUUUGACUUUGUUAAGGUUGUUAUGUCUUUUAAAAUCGUAUUUGUACCUGAAGGCUUUUGGGGAUUUCAUUAAAUGUUCUUGUUGUUCAGAAUCAAUGUUACAGAUCUGGUAAUUAUUUCUGGAGAGAAUUAUUUGCAUUUUUCCCUAUCAAUGUCUGAACGUUUCUUUUAUUUUUAGUGCCAAACGCCGGCACAAUUUGUGCGCUUUUAGACAAAAGAAACAGGAAAAUUGUUUUUCCGGGUCUCGAUUUACGUUUCUCAUCUGUUUUUAAUAAAAUGUGCUUGUUUAUCCGUCUGUUUUUGACAGAAAACAAACCCAUUGCCAGUUCAGGAGCAGUGAAGGUUACUACAGCAAGCUGCGAACCAAACCUACAAACCGCAAGUGGAAAUCUUCUGUUUACACCAGGACGGGAACAAGUAUCUAAUGCUGGGUUCGUCUCUGCCAGAAACCAACCAAGUUGGGCAGAAAUUUUCACACCGCAACGAGCCACUAGUGCUCAGGAUUUCGAAGCACAGGUUGCUCGUUCGCAAGCUUUUCACGAGCCACUACGGACUCCAGUAAACCAGCCAUCUCUUCAAGGGGAUAUUUGUACACCGCAGCGAAUAACCGGUGUUCAAAACACCUCGUUAGCACAAGCACAAUCCGAGACUCUAGCGACACCAUUAAGGCACGUUGCCAUUCCUCCUGAGUCGUUUAGCUCAGAUCAUCCCCCGAAUUGGUCCGAGAUUUUUACACCGCAACGCGCUACGAGACAACCUGAAGCCAUGAUGACGAAUCUUACAAGCAAUCCUUUGUCUACCCCUGUGCAGCAAAGUUUGCCCACGAACCAGAGGUCUGGCGCCAUUAAGGACCUCGGGUCCAGGCUACGAUGCUCCAAGGUAGAAAUUACAAGUUUCAAACCCAACACAGAUACGAGCUGUUUUUCAAGGGAUGAAUUACAAGAACCCAAGCAGAUGUCUGACAUCCAAGAUGAGCCAUUGUUAACUCCUCUACAGGUUAGUGACUAUAACUUCCGCAAAACGGUUUUAAAAUUCGAGUUUUUCAAUAUUUUUGUAGAAGAACUUAAUCGUAUAAUUAAAAAAUGUGUUGCGCUGAAAAGAGACAAACGUUGUCACAUUUCCAGAGAAAGUAGCUUUUUAAGUAUAAAACGUCAUGGUUUGUUUGUUUAUUUACCUAUUUUAAACAAAGUUUCGCUGUUGCUUAAACCAAACCCAAAACUGUUCUCAUCUGGCAGGACAUUUCGGUAAUUAUUAAUUUAUUUUAUUAUUAAUAUUAUAUAAGGGGGUUGAGUCAACCCUCUUAUAUGGAAUCCUUAGACCCAGUGCUUGCGUAAAACUGCGGUUUGGGUUAGACCUCGUGUAAAUAACAGGCCCAAUGGGUUUAGAAAGUAUUCCAAGCGACAGAGAUAGAAGCAAAGUUCAAGAAAUAUUUCCUUGUGGCAACGCAAGCAAUUUUACUUUAUAAAGCGUAGCUUAACUUUGUGAUUUUAGCAGAAGCGUGAUCUUGUCGCAACCAACCAGAAACAUUCAUCAUGUUUGCUGUGUCUAGUCGAGUUAGUCUCAGACAAAAAAAAACAUCUUGUUUCGUCGAUCCAGUUACAUUAAAAGAUCAAGUUCAAGGUGACAUAUGCAAAAAUGGCGGGAAGCGAUUUGUCUCAUUCAACAGGAAGGUGCUGUUCUUUCCUGUCACAACAAGAAAAAUUACAACCGAUUUCUGAUAAGCCCUUGAUGGAUUAGAAGAAUAAUUCUUUUUUUAACUGACGUUGGACUUCCACCCUGGAAGUUAUAGCGAUUCAAAGAGAUACGUUUGCUGUCACAAAAACUUUUUUUCGUUUCUUUUAUAACUAACGCAAGAUUGCUGAUUUCUGAUGGCAGCAAAGAGCUUUGACUUUUUCAUCGAUGUAGAAACUUCAUAACGUGGGAUUGAUUUAACUUGACUUAUUUUAUUUAAUCGUGAAACAAGGAAGUAAAACGCUCGAAUUUUCAGUUUCUUAAAAGGUGCGAUACUCCCAUUCUCGUAAAUUUCCGCGUGUUUACUUCCAGUCCUUUUCAAACGCGAAGGUUAGUUAAUAACUCAUACAAAGUCGAGUUUUUGUAAGUGCUCUCGGCGUCCUCUCGAAUUUUCGUUCUAAUCAUAACCAUUACAAUUUCCUUAAAUGUGAUUGGUGCAUCAGCUGUUAUAUAUCUCACUAAUCACUCUGUACAGUUGUAAUCGGACGGUGUAAUCGGACAGUUGGCUGUAAUCGGACACCUGUAAUCGGACACUUGAAGCAGCCAAUCAUACCGAGUCCACUCAGCUAAAUCCAUUAAUCACAGAAUAGAUCACAAUAACCAUAGCAACAACCACUUACUCUGAAAAGUAAACUGGGAAACGUGUAAGCAAGAAAAAAUUCUUAGAAAGGGGAGAAACGCAACUGGAAUCACCGUCAGUAGUUUAACUCGUUUUGUUUUGCUUUUCUUUAAUUUUUGAAGUUCCUCGAAACUUCGUUAGUCACGUUAGACUGCACUUUAAAGUUAUUUGAUUUGUCGCGGUUCCAUAUUUUCGACUCAAGUUCACAAGAUAAUAUGUCCCGGCACCGUGCAUCAGACCCAGUUUCCGCGGUCAGCCAAAGCAAAUCGAACGUAAGCUAAUCUAUCUGAUGUAACAUUCGAUAACUUGGUUUUACCAACUGAGUUGACAAUGUAAUUUGGCCACCGUAAAGAGUUUUUAACACGUAUUUUAGUUAAUACCCCGUAAAAGGUCGAGUUUCUAUAAAGGCUUCCGGUGUCCUUCGGCUUUUAAUUCUUUCUAAUUUGGUGUAUCGAUGUUCAAUUUUCAUAGACCGAAUCACUUCAAACUGUUUGCGCGUUUAAUCCAAGACAAAAUUUCCUAAGUCACACAUCUUCUGUCUUUUUGAGAAUGUGAGCCAUAAUUUUCAGCCAAAAUCAUUUUAGUUCGGCGAACCUUGCUUACCAAAGACAAAAGAGAUUGAAAGUGAUAAUCAUGGCACAUCUUAGAGAUGAGUUGAAGAUGAAUGAAGCAUUUAACUUUUCCAACAGUUUCAAUUAACCUAACCUUAGACAUUAAUUUUGAAUAAGUUGACUUAUAUCUGCAAGGUAUAACUCCUCAGAAAAGUACUUACUAAGUACUUAAAAUAUAUUUUUUUCUCUUUUUUUCGAAAUUGUCUUGCAGGAAGAGGAUGACGUUACUCGGCUGGAGCGUCAAGCGCUUGAAGAUUUAGGUUUGCUUGAAAUUACAGGGGAAUCACCAGUAGACACUCAAGGCCCUCCUGGCAACCUUCAAACGAGCCCACGGUCAGUACCAAUAAGUCGGUCGGCGGAGAUUGCAAGUGACCUCUUUAGGUCGUCAUUUAACCCAACAUCUCAAACCUCAUCGAGUUCUCAGUACUCAAGGUUCUCUCCGGUUGUGAGGUUGGCCACCCCCACUCCCAUGAGGCAGUCUUCAACAAAUUACCAUGUUGCUUUGCACAACCGGUCCCAAAAAGGUACAAGAACUCCAUCUGCCAUUCAAUUUAAUUCAACGCCUCUGCAUUGUCACCGAGAUUUGCCAGCAAAUAUCGCUCCUCGCGUCGAAGCCAAUCACACAUGUGACGGUUUUCUUCGAAAUCCGGUAAAUUUACAAUAUUCUCAAGUAAAUCAAACUCAAUAUGUGAUGCCUACUCCGGUAAAAGCCUCAUAUCGUUCAGCUUCACAAAACACGCUCGGGGAAGAGACGGGUCAAGCUCAAACUGCUUCACGACAACCAUGCAGUACAGCGGCAUCACGCACGAGUCCUACCGAUAAGAGAGCAAUAACAAGGCAACAAAAUCUUUAUAAGGAACCUUGCAGUCGCCCUGUUCAAGUGGUAUCACCAACUUCGAAACCACAGGGAUUUACGCACACCCCCUCUAACAACAGGAGCCUUUCUCUUAGAUCAGCACUGGCCUUGAAUCCAAGGAAUCUAGACAGACCCACCAUCGAAGAUUCAACAGCAGUCAGUGCCGAUGCAAGUACACGAUUUCGUUGGGAACCGAGUGUUUCCGAGGUUCUUCCGACUGCCUUUCGAUCAACGAUUUCUGGUUCCCGAAGAAUACCGAAAACGUUGGCUCAAGAAGCAGUGUUAGAUAUGGAAGUUUCUGUUUACAUGACAGCCGGCAGUGGUCGCUUGGUAACAUCUUCGUGGAGGGAAAGGCCGUUGAAUCCCUUGGCCAAAGCUUUCUUGGAGGGAGAUUCAAGGGUAAGUGGCAAGUUGAUCACUUCAAGGUUUUCCCAGCUUUUAAGUUUAGGCUCCCUUAGAGCUAAUUACAAUAGUAUUACAUCAUGUUUUAACAGAGUAGGCACUGGGUAUCAAUGUCCUAAAUCUACUUGGUUCGAUUAGGUAAACCCAUCCAUGUAAAGAUUCGUCUAAAAGAAUAAGAAAGGCUAGUAUAAGGCCUUGUACACUCAUAUGAGUUGAUUUACUGCUAUAGUUUUAAUGUCUUUGUUCUUUUCUAUUUUGCAGCACUUCCUACCAAUUAACAAUCACUCGCGCUAGAAAUAGAGAGACUGCAGCGAAUUGGUGACCAAGCCUGUAGCGACUUUAACUAUGACUUGAAACAAGAAUUCCUUUUCCUUCGUGGAAAAAAUGACGGAAUUUACCUCACAGUUUGUUCAUCCUUAGCCAUCAUUGUUCCUGUUUAGUUAAUUCUUGCCUCUUUUUUAUUUUGAAGCGCUUCUCAAAUGAGUGCCGUGAAAAAAAAACCCAAAGUAAUCACAACAGCCAAUCAGACCAUUGUAUGCUACGCCGAAUGUGACAAAAUAUCAACGCAACUAAUUAAUAAAUUAAGUCACACUCUUUGCUAUGAAGUUGCUUGUAAUUAGUAUCAAUUUGUUUGUUUACUCAAUCAUUUUUUUUGCAAUUGACAUCACCUCUUGUCUCGUGCUAUUCAUGAAUUAAAUGUCCGAAUUACGUGCGCUUCGAAUGUCAAGUUCAAUUUUUUUUUGCAAUUCAAUGAAUUGUACGAGAGAAGAGUUGAUGUGCACUGCAAAACAUAUGAUUUAGUUAGCAAAAAAAUUGAUACUUAUUAUAGGUAACUUAAUUGUAAAUUGUGUGACUUGAUUUAUUUAUUAUUCACUUUGAUAUUUUGUCUCAUUCGGUGUGGCAUACCAUUGGCAACUAUCACGAGGAACUUAUAAAUACCAAAGUAAAAACGAGCCAACUGCUCAUAGCGCGGGAAAUCGCGAGUGACCAAGCCGUGAUGGGUUUUAGUUUUUAAUCUGAUUGGUUGUGCGAGUUUUCAAGACCAAUCACAGCGAAGUUAAGCAAAACCAAAGCACUCUGGAUUUCUUCUGACACUCAAUCGAAACUUGCUUUAUGUCAAAGUGACUCUCUCAGAUGCUCGAAACGUUUGAAAAUAUCCUGGCCAGGGAUCCGUUUGUCGAACGUCCCAGUAGAUACUGAUCCUCAGAAGCUUUUUCAUUGAUUUUUUUUCUAUGGAUUUAUAAAUAGUUUUGAAAUUUAAACAACAAUGAUAUAGGAAUGCUGUAUGGACAGGUGUUUAAAGCUCUGACAUACUACUAGUUCUAAGACUUUUAUUUUAAACGAUGGCUUCAGCCCCUUUUUAGUUGAUGGGACUUUCGAGAAACAACUCCACUUCUAAUUAUGCGCCGUGCUGUCAGCCUGAGUCUGCUGCCUGAGUCUGACUGGGUAUAAUUAGGCUGGUUUUUUUCCUAUUCUGUAUGUGAAAACCGACCCUUGUUCGGUCAAUUGUUAUGUCUGAGUCUGAUAUAGAGCUGAAAUGCUGCCGAAAUUGUUUUCGAUUGGUAGUGGACCAGAGAAACCAAAUUAGCAUCGAUUAUUGUAGAUAGGUUGUAUAUUUUUUAUGGUUUCCUCAGAUGAAAAGAAAAUACGUCGGUGUGGAGUUAAUUUUAUUUAUUUAACUGUGAAGCUUGUGUAGAUUUGUAAAUUGGUAGAAAUUAAAAGUUCGUUAGGUUAUUAUAGGAGCAACAGUGGUUUAAUAAAUCAUAGCUGGCAAGUGAAAGAAUAAAUGUUAGUCGGUGAACC